This is a messenger RNA of Symbiodinium natans, 1728 nucleotides long. Lineage: Eukaryota; Dinophyceae; Suessiales; Symbiodiniaceae. The record is from the annotation of a GenBank genome assembly.
AUGGAGCCUGGGGCCUGUGAUGCGCUGGAGCAUGAGGAGCUUGGCGAGGUGAUGUUGCUUCAGACCCAGCUUGAGGUGCAGCACACGCCAUCCAGAACAAGCCUCAUACAGGAGCUUCAUGUUGGGCCUCUUCUCAUGUCGGUGGCCUCGCAGUUGCAGCAUCCCAUCCCCCUCUUCGCUUUGGUCGUGGGGCUGGUGGUGGUGGCUGUCAUGGUCUGCGGCCUGCGAAGAUGCCUUCACUCGGGGGCUGCCCCCCAGCCCCAGCGCGAGACAGGGGGCAUUCGGCUAGGGAUCUAUGGAAUUCUGCUGACGCAGACCUUGAACGCCCUAGCCACCAUGGUGGUCCUGCCCACUCUGCCAUUCUUUGCGAUGACGCUGGGCGCCUCUGCUCUUGAGGUGUCACUCAUGAACUCCGGGUACAACUUGGCUCAGAUGUUCUGCUCCCCCCUCUUGGGCGCAAUGUCUGACCGCUACGGGCGCAAGCGCGUCAUGCUCGGAGGCAUCUGUAUCCAAAUGGUGUGCAACACCUUCAUGGCGCAGUCGCACAGCCUCACGCAGCUCUUGCUUGCACGCACGGCCGUGGGCAUGGCGCUAAGCACGGGGCCGGUCGAGAUGGCUUACAUCAUGGACUUCCUGCGCUCUGAAGAGGAGCUCAGCCGAGUCCUAUCCCUCCAGCGAGUCAUGACCAGCGCCGGUGCUUUGGCGGGGCCUCUGGUGGCGCGGACCUUUGACAAGCUCCACUUCCAGACGCUUUGCCUAGGCGUGGUGGGCGUCAACGUGCUGAACUUGCUGAUCGGCGCGGUGCUGUGGGAGGAUGCAGCCAAGCCAGAGGGCAGGGACAGGAAGAAGCCAAUCCAGGUGGAGCAAGACGAGAGCAUGGAGGAGGCGCCAGACAAGUCCAUUGGAGAGCAGCUGUCCGCCAUGUUCGCCAACCAAGCUGCUUGUGGCCUGCUGCUGGUGUCCUUUGUCUACGCGUUGGGCUUCGCCAUCGGCGAUGGACCGGAGAUGGUGUUUUUCAAGGAGCGUUUCGGCUUCGGCAAGGAACAGGCCUGCAUGUUCUACCUGCUGACCAAUGUGUCCACUUUGGUGUGUUCGGCCUGGGUGCCAGCCUUGCUAACCAACUUCGGUGCUCUGACGCUGUGCAUUGCAGGCACCCUGGGGGGCUCCGUCUGCUCGCUGCUGCUGGUCUUUGGGCCAACUGCCGCCUGGGUGCCGUACACUUUUGGCAUCUCCAUGGUGGGCCUCUUCGGAACCAUGAUUGGCAUGGGCUUCAUGCACCUGGUUCGAGAGUACUGCCCGGAGGAUCUCAUGGGCACCAUGUUCGGCAUCCAAAGCUCCCUGAACGGCGCGGCGGGAGCCUUGGCGCCCCCGUUUGGCGGCUGGCUCUACCGCUUGAACAUCUUCCUGCCCUUUCUGUGCACGUCCGCGUCCUGCGCUCUAACUGGCUUGCUCUACGAGAUCGCCCUGCCAAAGGCAGGCAAGCAGACGGUGAAAGAGACCAAGACGGAGAUACAGCAGGACGAGACGGUGGUGCACCGGAAGAUGCCCAAGCUGAGACGUCUUUCCACACUUGGCCGACCCAUCUACCACGACAAGAGUUUCAUCAUUCAGGUUUGCGCGAACGAGCUCAGUAUCGGCCUGAACCCAGAGAGCAUGUACUUCUACAGGCGUAUGCGCGAGCGGCUUCGUGAUGAGAACGUGCGCGGGGGUAUGAAGCUGGGCUCUUGA